AUGAAUGCCCUUGAUGGCGUCCCCUUCAAGGUGCCCAAUGGCUUUGUGAUAGGCACAAAGUCCCCUCCUGGGCCAGAACUCAGCGUCCCAGCCUGCAGGGAGCUUCUGCUGGGUUCUAUGCACGACUUCAGCCUGGAGAGGAGGGUGCUCUUCUGGGUGGAGGCUGUCAUCCGGGGACCCUGCCCCGUCCAGUGCGACGCCCUGGGAAUGGCAUCGGCCCCCCCGGCCUGGCUCUUGCUGGUCGGUUCAGAACCUGAGCCAGUGCCCCCACCAGCUGCAGACACCUGCCCGGAGGCCAGACCCCAGCUGCAGCUAGAUCAGGAGGAGGAGAAAGAGGAGGAGGAAGAAGCCGCCUCUGCCAACGAGGAAGAGCCAGGUUCCUGCAGCCCCCUGUCCAGCUCCCCCGCGAGCGCUGGCCCGGGCCAUUCCCGAUGCUCGCUGGACUUGCUGCGCGGCGUGAAGUCGGAGCUGGCCGGGGCGCGGCGGCGGCUCUCGGAGGGCCGGCUGUCUGCUCGCCCCCGCGCCCUCCUGCACCGCAUCCGCCACCGGGCGCUGAGCCUCUGCCCCAGCCCCGCGCCGAGUCCAGGCCCGGUGCUGCCCGCGGACCCUGCGCCCACGCUCCCCAACGCCCCUGCGCCGCCCCCACGGCCCUCCACAGCUGGCGCCAUGCCCCCGCUGCGGAGCCACAAGCCCACGGUCGCGUCCCUCAGCCCCUACACCUGCCUGCCGCCUCUUGGCGGCAUGCCUCAGCAUCUCAGCACCUGCAGAUCACACUCCACUAGUUCUGCUGACCUGCUGUCUGCCCUGAGCCAGGAGGAGCAAGACCUCAUCGCGCCCGUAGUCGCCCUGGGGUAUCCCCUGCAUAGGGCCAUCACGGCUCUGCAGAAGACAGGGCGGCAGAGCCUGAGCCAGUUUCUCAGCUAUCUUAGUGCCUGUGACCGGCUGCUGCGGCAAGGCUACGAGGAGGGGCUGGUGGAGGAGGCCAUGGAGAUGUUCCAGUUCUCCGAGAGCCAGGCAGGGGAGUUCCUGCGCCUCUGGGAACAAUUCAGUGCCAUGGGCUUCCAGCAGGACCGGAUCAAGGAAGUGCUGCUGGUCCACGGCAACCGCAGUGAGCAAGCGCUGGAGGAGCUGGUGGCCUGUGCCCAGUGAGCACUGGCGCAUUCCACAAUGCCUGUGCAUCCCAGUCCUGGGCCAGACCUGGCAAUCCAUAGUAACUGGAUUAGUAAGACUACAUAAGAGGGGAAGCUGGCUGGCUAAGUUGGAGGAGUAUGUGGCUCUUGAUCUCAGGUUUGUGAAUUUGAGCCCCACAUUGGGUAU
Molecule: messenger RNA, 1317 nt
Organism: Neogale vison (American mink)
Lineage: Eukaryota; Metazoa; Chordata; Mammalia; Carnivora; Mustelidae
Gene: UBAP1L
Product: ubiquitin associated protein 1 like
Exons: 6
Coding region: 1-1149 (382 amino acids)
Biological process (GO): ubiquitin-dependent protein catabolic process via the multivesicular body sorting pathway
Cellular component (GO): ESCRT I complex
Molecular function (GO): ubiquitin binding
Source: RefSeq, a predicted model, not a curated record